Molecule: messenger RNA, 3387 nt
Organism: Tetrahymena thermophila SB210
Lineage: Eukaryota; Ciliophora; Oligohymenophorea; Hymenostomatida; Tetrahymenidae
Exons: 3
Molecular function (GO): protein binding
Source: RefSeq, a predicted model, not a curated record
AUGACUUCACUUCCUCCUGCUAUGAGAGAUCUAAGCUACUCACCUAUAAUCUAGCCUUUAAUGGAUAAAAGAAUUAACUAAUUUCUUGAAAAAUCUGUUAGUAGCUAAAGACUAAGUAAAAAAAUUAUAUUUUGUUCUCUAGAAAAUAGAUCCUCCAUAAAAUAGAUCUUUAGCUCAAGUUUAUCGACCAUGAAUUCAGUGGAUGUAAAAAAAACUCCUAUUAGAAGCAUUGCAGAAUCCAAAUAUAAGAGUCAAUCUCCAGGAUGGGAAAAUUCCUUGAUAAAUCAGAAACUAAACUAGAAGGAUUUUAAAUCUUUUACUAUUAAUUAAUCCAAAACAUAAAAAAAGAGAGAUUUGAAUAGUAUCUGCUAAUAUGAUAUAUUUGGAAAAUCUAUAAAGAUUAGCUUGAAGAAAUAAAUUAAAUCUAAGAUGACUGCUGCAAAAGAAGCAAAUAUUUCUAGUUUGUUAAAUUUCGAACAAAUAAGUGAUAGAGAUAUUAUAAAAAAUAGCAUAAAGUUGAGUCCAUAUAAAUCAGUUUAGAGACAAUCUAUAAAAUCACUAGUCUAUCUCUAAUCAUCUCCAUCUUAGAAUUUAGAUUCCUCAAGAAAUUGCAUGCCUAAUAUUAAUUUCAAAAAUAAAGAUUCUAAAAAAAGUCAACAUUCAAUCAGAAAUUUAAAGCAACUAAAUAUUUCUAAUAUCUCAAACAAAUGCAAUAGUAAUGAUGAAGAUAUUACUUUUUUAAAAGAAUCUGAAAACUCUAAUUUGAUUCAAAAAAAGCUUGGAAUUGACUCCUUUUUCUUUUAAGAGGAUAGCAUAGAAUCAAAUCAAAACCAAAAUGUUAUUGAUUUAUCAUAUAAAACAAUAUCAGAAAAAUUUGCUAAAAUAAUCAUUUAGAUUCUUAACAGACCAAAUAAGAGUAAUUUUACUGUUUUGAAGCUAAAAAAUAAUAACCUAACAUCUUAAAUUCUUGAGAUUUUAUUUUCGCAAUUACCUUAACAAAUUCAAGAAAUAGACCUACAGUCAAAUAACCUUGGAAGUUAAGAUCUUUCUCUAUGCUUAAAUCCACUCUCACAGAAAUCUUUUUAUUCCAAUUUAAAAAUUCUAAAUUUGGAGAACAAUAACAUAGGAGAUAUUGGUUUCAAUUAAAUAUACUCAGCUCUUCUUGAAUAUAAUUUAUCUGUUCUCAAUCUAUCUUAAAACUGUUUAACUGAUGGCUGCAUGGAAUGUUUUUCUAAUUUCUUGAAAAAUACUGAAUUCAAUGAAUUAUACAUUAGCCAAAACAAUAUCACUUCUGAAGGUGCACUUUGUCUGGCCUAAGGUUUAGAAGGCAACAACAGCUUACAAGUCUUAGACUUAAGCAAAAAUAACAUUGGAUUUCCUCAAGGGCUAAAUGCUUGCUUGAACAUUGUUAAUAGCAUUUCAAAUAAAAACUCUAAAUUAAAGCACUUAGACCUUUCUUAUAAUAAUAUUUCUAUUGAGGAAUCUGUAGAGAUAUCAACAUCUAUUUAAAAAAAUAAAACUCUAUUUGGAAUACACUACUUGGGUAACGAAGGAAAUUGGUAUUUUGACUCCAAAGGAUAUAUGAAGUAAAACGAAUAAUCUUAAGAAUAAGAACCAGAUAUUUAGCAUUAAAGAAUUGAAGGACUUCAAACAAGAACAAACUCACAAUAAAACAAUUUAAAAAAUGGUGUUUGCUGGAUAUGUGAUGGAUGGGUUGAAUUUACUUUUGAAAUAUUUACUUAAUAAAGUAGUUCUUUUUGUAAAUACCCUGUUUUUUUACACUUUUAAUUUGAUAAUUACUAACCCUGCUUAAUGAAGCAUGAUCUUAAUAACCCUACCAGAUUUUUUUUAACCAGAAUGUGUCCACCAAAUAAAGAAAUUUUAUUUUUCUUUACUAAUAUUGAUAGUAAAAUUGUUUAUCAUGCAAAAGAAUACCAAAAAAUCUUGUUUUUGGCAAAUGAACAUCCUGAAAUAAUUUUCUUUUCACAUGGAGAUAAAAUGGAAUUACAGGAUAAUUCAAAUUCUAUAGUAACUCCUUAAAAAACUAAAAGUGCGAACAAAUUUUUCGAGUUGUAAUACUCUGGCAAAAAUGUGUAAUUCUAAACUCCUUUGUUUAUUAACAAGAUAAAAACUGUUAAAAGCUCAAACUUAUUUUCUAACAAAUACGAAUCUCUGAUUAUGUGCAAACCAAGGAAAGAAGAAAAAAUUUAUUAUUUAAAUUUAGAUAAUUCGUGGUCUAUUAAAACUUCAAUAUUCUUAUCUUCCAUUAGGGAUUAUGAUCAUUUAAUUAACAGAUGCUUUGAAUUCGAUUGGGAAAACUCAAAAAUCAAUACUAUUUUAAACUCUUUCUUAAAUAAUCUUGAGGAAAAAUAAGAAGUAAAAGAACUUUUUAAGAACCAUUAUAAUUUAUUAAUCAAUUUCUACAAAUAUCAUUCUUCUAUAGGAAUGAUUGGUGAUAUACCAACAAUUUCUUAGAGUUAAUUUCUUGCUUUAGCAAACAAAAUGAAAUUGACAGAUGGAAAAUUAUAUAAAACAGUAGACAUUGAUUACAACUUUAUUUCAGCUAUCUCAAAUACAGAUAAGGAACGCAACUAUUUAAAUCCUGAGAAAGCAGUUAUAAGAUUUUAAUUUUUAGAACUGAUUGUAAGAAUCAUCUGUGAUAAAUAUAUGAGAAAGGGAAAUUGCAAAAGUAUUUAAAAGGCAAUCUAAAAAUUUUUUGAUAAAAAAUCUAUCAAAUCAGUAAUAGAAGAAAUAGAAGACCCUUAAAAAUGGAGAGAUGAAAGAUUCUGGAAUGAAGGAUGUGAAUAAGUACUUAAAAAUUACAUGGACACCAUCUAAGAAAUAUGGCAUAGAUGGGCUGACAGUAAAAAAGAAGAAAAAAGAAACUUGAAAUUCCAAAAAUCUAUGAGUAUUUAUGAAUUUACUGACAUGGUUAAGCAAUUUAAAUUGUUAAGUGAAUCUUUUACUGAAAAAGAUGUUUAAAUUAUGUUUAAUCUUUCAAUUAUGAUUCAAAUUGAUGAAAUCAAUAAUAAUAAAUUUAUUAACAUGUCAUUUAUAGAGUUUCUUGAAGCCUUAGGCAGAGUUGCAGAAAAAAAAAUCCUCAUACCUUUAGAAAUGCUUAAAAGCAUCUAAAAUUUUGGAGAAACUGAUCAAAUAAAAUUAGAAUACAAAUUAGAACUCCUCUUAAAUCACUUAAAAGAAAAUAUGUAAAAGAGAACUGAUAAAAAAAUUUCUGAAAGAACACUAAAAUUAGGGAGAAGCAUAUCAAAUUUUAUUUUACCAACUUUUUCAAGAUAAGAUCUUCCUAAAUAGUUCCAAAAAAUUAAUUAAAACUUCUAGGAUUAUUUCAUUUAAUAUUAACUAGAGUAUAGCAGCAGAGAUUCAUGA